This is a messenger RNA of Dioscorea cayenensis subsp. rotundata (Guinea yam), 351 nucleotides long. RefSeq lists its product as uncharacterized. The transcript has a single exon. The coding region runs from base 1 to 351 and encodes 116 amino acids. Lineage: Eukaryota; Viridiplantae; Streptophyta; Magnoliopsida; Dioscoreales; Dioscoreaceae. The record is from RefSeq and is a predicted model, not a curated record.
AUGAGUAGUGAUCUGCAAAGCUCUCAUGAAAACAUGAGUGAUGCGAGAUUGGUAUUGUUGCACUUGCAGGAGCUCUAUGGAGAGCAUAGUCGGACUGCUCGGUAUGAAAUAUCGAGAGAGCUCUUUAGGGCAAAGAUGAGUGAGGGUGGAGAAGUUGGAGAGCAUGUCUACAAAAUGAUCUCUAUGAUUGAGAGGUUGGAAGCUCUUGACUUUUCCAUGGACUACAACCUUCAGGUUGAUCUCAUCUUGCAGUCUCUUCCUGACUCCUUCUCUCAGUUUAUUAUUAAUUUUAACAUGAAUGAGAUUGAGUACACACUGGCUGGUCUUCUUAACAAGCUAGUAAGUACAUAG